Molecule: messenger RNA, 1263 nt
Organism: Leptinotarsa decemlineata (Colorado potato beetle)
Lineage: Eukaryota; Metazoa; Arthropoda; Insecta; Coleoptera; Chrysomelidae
Gene: sing
Product: MARVEL domain-containing protein sing
Cellular component (GO): membrane
Source: RefSeq, a predicted model, not a curated record
ACUUUCUGUCUUAAAAAUAUCUGAGGAAUCGUCUUGCGAAAUAUUUGUCUCUUUUUUGAAAAAGACUCUUUAUAUUUUCAUAAUCCGAGAUAAUCAAAACAUUGAAUCGAGUCGCACUGGGUCAAGCCACAUUGCUUUGCUGCAUUUAUAUUUCAAUUCAUUAUUGUGGCAAAGAUAAUGAAACAUUUUUUGUGUACACAAUAUAAAAACGGAAACCAGCACAUUCAUUGACAGUCAUACGCAUCACACUAAUUAUAAAACAAGGCGAUAAAAAAUAAUUCAUCACAGGAAAGACCGUAUAUUUAUACUUUUGCAUUCCCUAUUUCCAAAAAUAGUCCAUCCCCUACGAAGUUUGUUGCUCCUGCGUUGUUUAUACGCCCAGUCGUGUGCCAUCCGGGAAUACAGUUUGAAAUUGUCAGUACUCUAUACAACACCUACGAAAUACUGUGAUAUACCAUUUAGGUACUAAAAAAAUAUGUCGCGGGGUCCCACUAUAGUUACAAUUUCCGGAGGUCAAAACGGAGUCAGCUGUUGCUGCUGUCGUUGUUGCACAUGUAUGCACUUGGACAUUCUGAAAACAGAACCUGGAAUGAUCAAAUUAACCGAAAUCGUAUUGGGAUUUUUCUGCCAGAGUCUAGCUCUCAAUUUUGGACUUCAGUAUACUUCCGUUUUGGGCCCGUCACUUCAGUCCUUCAUUACUACCGUUACUUGGUGUCUCAUGACCAGUUUUGUGAUAUUAGCCUGCUACAUUUUUUCACAAAAAUCUUUCAGCCUAUUGAGAUCUUCUUUAUUUGAAACUCUUUUCAAUGGUGUUGCUGCCUUUAGCUAUAUAUCAUCAUGUUCCUAUCUAGGAUGGGCUGUCAACGUAUUUCUUCAUCCUAUGUACCUAGUAACCCCUUUUUUCCAAGUAUAUCCAGCAUUGAGCGCCGCCUAUAUGAUUGGUUCUGUGUUGGGACUGCUCUACGCAUAUGAUGCUUACAAAUCAUAUAAAUAUUUUAAGGGGUACAGAUAGAAAAAAUUUCAAUCUACAUCGAUAACAAGAAAAAAAACUGUAAUCUGGUGUACCAGAGAGAUAUAAAAUGUUUCAAACAUAAUGCUUCCACAUCUCAGAAAAAAUUUAGUUGAAAUGUUGUAGUGAAACUUCAGAAGUAUUGUUACGCUUAUUUGGGUUCUUGAUGAUAAAUGAGUGGUAACAAAAUUCAACAACUUAUUCAGUAACUUAGGUUACAACUUACACUAAAUUCAAUUACACUUUACAAUUAU